This is a messenger RNA of Diaporthe amygdali, 606 nucleotides long. RefSeq lists its product as uncharacterized. Lineage: Eukaryota; Fungi; Ascomycota; Sordariomycetes; Diaporthales; Diaporthaceae. The record is from RefSeq and is a predicted model, not a curated record. Gene Ontology annotation, molecular function: oxidoreductase activity, acting on the aldehyde or oxo group of donors, NAD or NADP as acceptor. The transcript has 2 exons. The coding region runs from base 1 to 606 and encodes 201 amino acids.
AUGGCAAUCCCAAAGCAGAUCCCGAAGCGCAUCGCCGUGAUAGGCGGCACUGCUUAUACGCCAAAGACAUCCAUCGUGGGCGACCCCUUUGAUCAGAAGUCGUGGCACGGACCACAAGUCUCAUCAGCGCAGUACGAGAAGAUCUUGGCAUUCGCUCGGUCUGCCCGCGAUGAGGGAGCUACUAUUCUUGCUGGUGGGAAGACUGCCGACAACAGACCUCUGGGUAAGGGCUACUACAUCGAGCCCACACUUGUUGAUGACAACAAACCAUCUAUGAAGGUGGACCGAGAAGAGACUUUCGGGCCAUUUGGUGUUAUAUCAACGUUUUCCUCGGAGGAUGCGGUCGUGGUAUUAGCUAAUGGUACUGAGUACGGACUUGCCGCUGCUCUGUUCACGGCCGAUAUUACGAGAGCGACCCGAGUGUCGCUUGCCCUACAAGCCGGAAAUGUCUGGAUUGACUCUAGCAACAACUCAGAUUUUCGGGUCACAUUUGACGGUCUAAAGCAGUCAGGUGUCGGCCGUGAGCUAGGUGAGGCUGCUUUGGAGGCAUAUUCCACCAUCAAGGCCGUUCAUGUUGCCUUAGUACUGGCCAAACCUGAUAUCUAG